UUGAGGGCUGGGUCACAAAUUCCACAACACUCGUGCAGUUGUUCGUAACGUUAGGAUAAAAACCGCCCCAUGUGACGAUCUUGAACAGUUUCUAGCUAGACCACAGACUGAGAGGACGUGUUUUGUGUGUGCGGUGGAAGAUUCGUGGCUUUAAACAUGUCGGGUUUUGUGUUCAACGUCUUUUGUGCAGGACUGUUGGUGGUAGCAGUUUACGGUGCUGCAGUCCCUGCAAAACCAAAGUACAACAGUGAGAAAUCCCUGAGUUCAGCUCAGAAAGUUGAGUUACUGAAAGAACAGCUGGAAGAACUACAGAAGAACUUGUACAAGUUGUCAGACACGUUUUCAUCCGAGCAAGAGGAGGAAAAAGCUUCAGAGACCGUCCCCACCAAAGCUCCGGAGAAAAAGCCGACAACAAAUCCACCGACUGACCCGUCAGAAGAACUCGAGGCCAAAAACUUCGUGGACUCCGUGGCGGCCUCCCUAGAGAAACCCCGGGAACGAGGGCGUGGGUCUGGGAACGAGCUCACGCAGGAGGAUGUUGAUUUUCUACAGGAACUCAAGAGCUUCUUUAAGAAAAAGGCGACUCAGAUGGUGCAGGAGACAAAGGAAGAAACCGAUGAUGAAUUAAAGAAGGAAUCCCAACCCUCUGAGAAAAAGGCAGCCACCAGGACACAUUCUGCAAAGAAAGAGGCUCAGCAGAAAAACGAAGACGCCCUUGCGGACCGUCUCCAGGCGGACCUGCGCGAGGCAUCACGGGAAGGCAUCACCCUGGAGGCGCUGCUCAAACAGAUGAAAGAGGACACCGCAAGACUGAACGAGGAGAGCCGUCGUCAGGCCCUCCAGCUGCAGGGGAAGCGGGAACCCCGGGAACAGAGCGGGGAGGAAAACCUCAUCGCGCUAGCCGAGGGGCAACUUGCCAUGUAAUCAGCAGUCUGUGUUCUUAACUCCGGAUCCCAUGAGUCCAUACACUAAGAAUACCACACUUAGAGAAAGAUUAUGAAUUUUAAAGGAUGUGGUAACACGGUGUACUAGUAUGCACACUUCAGGUAUGCAGGUGUUUCAGUUUUUCU
Molecule: messenger RNA, 1070 nt
Organism: Branchiostoma belcheri (Belcher's lancelet)
Lineage: Eukaryota; Metazoa; Chordata; Leptocardii; Amphioxiformes; Branchiostomatidae
Exons: 8
Coding region: 157-924 (255 amino acids)
Source: RefSeq, a predicted model, not a curated record